This is a messenger RNA of Anoplopoma fimbria (sablefish), 2600 nucleotides long. RefSeq lists its product as uncharacterized. Gene Ontology annotation, cellular component: mitochondrion; MICOS complex. Bases 1 to 1986 code for a protein of 661 amino acids. Gene Ontology annotation, biological process: inner mitochondrial membrane organization. The record is from RefSeq and is a predicted model, not a curated record. The transcript is spliced from 11 exons. Lineage: Eukaryota; Metazoa; Chordata; Actinopteri; Perciformes; Anoplopomatidae.
AUGGGGGGAAACAGCCCGAGUCACCUCUCCCGUGAGGAUGGUGAAGGUGGAGGAGUUAAUUUUGUGAAGGGCAUUCGGCUGUCAGAUAAAGUGAUCCACCGGAUGAAACAGUCUUCAAACGUCGCUCCACCGGUCUCACAGAACGGAUGUCCUAAUUUCCGCUCACCUGAAACAGAAACACCAACUCCAGUUCCCGCCCCCUCUGUCGAACACUUAGUACCUCUUCUGACGCCGCCUCCUCCAUUCAUCGCACCACCCACGCCUCCGUCAUUGGAACCACCUCCUCCUGUAAAACUGGUUCAUCCUCCUCCUAUAAAGUUUCACUCCCUGCCUCCUAUCCCUGUAGAGCCUGCAUUCCCGCCUCCACCUGAAGAGCCAAAAACUACACCUCUAAUUGAGCCUGUUGUCUCUGACGCCGCUGCACCACCUCCUCCUCCUCCUCAAGAAGCCCCAACCAAACUUCCAUCAGUGGAACCUCCUCCUCCUCCUGUAAAGCUUCACUCCCUUCCUCCUAUGGUGGAGCCUGAAGCCACGCCAAAAACUCCAACUCUAACCACCCCUGUUGUAGCAGCCCCUCCUCCACCUCCAUCUACACCUUCUACACAAUCCCUCCUGCUGAAAAAGAAGUUCCUCCUGUACUGGUUUCAGCUGUCGAUCCAACGCCUCCAUGUCAACUGGUUUCACCUCUACCAGACCGGUGGCAGCACCCUCACCCCUCUAGAGCCGGUGACAGCACCCUCAACUCCUCCUGAGCCGGUGGCAGCACCCUCACCCCCUCUAGAGCCGGUGACAGCACCCUCACCUCCUCUAGAGCCGGUGGCAGCACCCUCAACUCCUCUGGAGCCGGUGGCAGCACCCUCAACUCCUCUGGAGCCGGUGGCAGCACCCUCAACUCCUCUGGAGCCGGUGGCAGCCCCCAUUCCUCCUCCUGAGCCGGUGGCAGCACCCUCACCUCCUCCUGAGCCGGUGGCAGCACCCUCACCUCCUCCUGAGCCGGUGGCAGCACCCUCACCUCCUCCUGAGCCGGUGGCAGCACCCUCACCUCCUCCUGAGCCGGUGGCAGCACCCUCACCUCCUCCUGAGCCGGUGGCAGCACCCUCACCUCCUCCUGAGCCGGUGGCAGCACCUCCUCCACCUCCUCCAGAGUUCACUUUUGAAGAGCCCUCCCCACCCUGUCACUGUGUGGAGCUGGCCCUCAUACCCACUGAUGCACCUGCAAGGGAACCCCUCGUAGAGCCUCUGGCACCUCCUCCACCCCCUCCAGCUCCUCCCGUUGAGGAGCCCACCAUUACCCUGUCUCUGCCCCCUGUUGUUGAGGACGAAGUACCUGCUGUUGCCUCAGCACCACCACCUGCAGCAGCUCCAUCUGUUCCUCCUGAAGUGGUGGAGAAAGAGUUGAGGCAGAAGAUCAAAGAGGAGAUGCAGAUGAGUCUGGAGGAUGAGAUAAACCAGAAGAGGCAGGAUCUACAGCUACAGCUGGUGGAGAUGAGGGCUGCGGCUCAAUCAGAGGCCCAAGCAGCCGCUCAGGCUCAGGUGGAGGAGCAGGUGAGGAAGACGCUGCAGGCGGAGAAGGCGGGGUACGUGGAGAACCUGACAGACUCCAUCAGGAAGGAGCGGAUGAAGACUGCCGACCAGAGGCUGAUGGUGCAGCUCUAUCGGAUGGAGCUGAAGGCUCAUCAGCUGGAGGAGAGGGGGAAAGAGUUGAUGAAACGAGACGCUCUCUACAAGGAGCAUGUCGCUAAACUUGAGGCAAAGUGUACUGACUUUUACAAAGUGACUGCUGAGAGCUACAAGAAAGGCAAAGAGGACACUCACAAACGUUUUGCGCGUUUCAACAUCCAGCCAGUGUGUGGUGACUUGCAGCGUCAGAUUAUGAAAUGCUACAAGGAGAACACAGGAAAGACUCUGUCGUGCUCGAGCAUCGCCUCGGCCUACAUGCAGUGUGUCGACAACGCCAAAAAGAAUAAAUUGAGCCCUGGAGGUUAAUGUGGACCACUUGAUGAUGAUGAAGACAACAUCUGGAAGCUUUACUGCUGCAGCAAAAAAAGUUAACCAAAAGAAUUCAACAAACGGAUGAGUCACGGGAGAAUCGACUCCAGCCUUUAUAUACAUCUGGGAAAAGUGCCACAUAGCCAGACUAGUAAUCUGGUCUCGUACCGGUAAUGUCAUGUUUUCAACCUCUCUGGUUCUUGGGAUCAUUUUAAAACAGACGGAUCAAUUCAUUGUAAGUGCUCGUCUUUGUAAUCGAGGUGAAGCACACAAAAGGAGCAAGUUUAACUUUUGCAUUUAAGUAAGGUGUUUGUAUGAGACAUAUACAUAAGGAAAUCCUGGGAAAUCAACGUGUGUGCCUUGAAGUUAUGAAAGCUAAUAAUCAGAUUGCAGAUGCAUGAAAGAACUGUUUAAUGAGCAGAAUGUGAAGAAACAAAGACCUGUAUAUGUUUGAGGUUAUUGAUUCUGUAUAUAAAUUAUUUCAGAAGUUUUUUCUUUUUCUGGUGCAUGCAAAAAAAAUCAAUCUUAAUAAACUUUGUUGUGGAAUCACAUAAUGGCUUUUACAUUUUGCAGUUUGAGGAAAAAUAUUUAUAAAUAAACAUAAAACACAU